UAUAAAUGCGUUACAGAGAAAGUAGAAAGUUAUUGUUGUAUAACAGUUUGAAAAAAUGACAGGCAAAUUUGUUGUAGUCGUUUGCGCUUUUGCGUUCACCCUUGAGACCAUCUCCGCUCAAUGUAUCGGCGCUCCCUUCGCUACCUUCGGCGAUGGUUACCCAUUUGGUCCUUACGGAGCUGGUUGGGGAUAUGACGCUUUAGCACCCUUCGACUGGGGAUACGGUGGCUGGGCUGGUGCUGGCCCGUACGGUUACGGUCUCCCUGCUGCCGGAUUUGCCCUGCCCACCGUGGGUAUUGGCAUGCCUGCCGCGUCCUUCGGAGGUGGUUUGACUGUUACCAGCGCCUCCCCCAUCGCUCCCACCGGUCUCACCGUCACCUCCGAGAACGCCAUCGAAGGUGCCCUUGCUGUAAUUGGUCAGCUGCCGUUCCUGGGCGCUGUGGCAACCGAUGGCGCUUUCCCGUCUGUGGGUGCUGGUGCGGUGUCUUACGGUUGUGGUGAUGGUGCUAUUGCCAUCAUAGCUGAGUUGCCCAUUGCUCCCGCUGUGGGACCUGUUGGACCUGCUAUCGCUUCCAUGGCUGGUCCGUAUGGUUACGGCCCAUGGGCUGUUGGCAGAUGCGGUUGCGGUGUUUUGUAAUGAAAUUAAUUUAGGUCUUUUGUAUUUGAGAAAUUGGGAAAUAUAUUUGCGAUUGGAGUUUUUAUAA
Molecule: messenger RNA, 704 nt
Organism: Manduca sexta (tobacco hornworm)
Lineage: Eukaryota; Metazoa; Arthropoda; Insecta; Lepidoptera; Sphingidae
Product: chorion class CB protein PC404
Exons: 2
Coding region: 56-637 (193 amino acids)
Biological process (GO): multicellular organism development; chorion-containing eggshell formation
Cellular component (GO): egg chorion
Molecular function (GO): structural constituent of egg chorion
Source: RefSeq, a predicted model, not a curated record